GUGAAGCUCCAGCAGCACCUCGUUUCAUUUGGUGGGAUCCUGGUUCUGGCAGCUCCUCUCUCAGAAGCUCCAUGGAGCCUUUGUGGAAAUCAUUUAUUCUCCAACACAGCAGCGAGGUCUGGAGCUAUACCAUUUCACCAUCAUAACAGAGGUACUAUAUGAUGAGCAGCCAGUCAAUGCACACCCCUGUUGACCCAGUGUUUCGAAGCAAGAUGCCGCUACUGGAAGGGAACUUAGCAUCCACAGGACUGUCAAAACCACAAAAUAUGUCUGGUUUCCUGGGUAAGCAGAUGCUGCAGUACAACGGGGCCUACUUCACUUAUGACCACAGAGGAAAGGACGGGGCAGGAUUCACUUCUCCGUGGAGCAACUCAAAGGCCUCUCUGGUGGAUGGCAGAAGUCCUGUGAGUCACCUCUCUGGCAUAGAUGGACAAAACCACAUCAUUUACAGACAAGACAGCAAUUCUUCAGAGGAGGGCCAUUGUCAUUCAUCUCUGCAUCACGGCCCAUUAAAACAGGGCUUUACAUUAUACACUAAAAGUCCCGGGAUUAGCAGCCCUACAGCUGCUGCUGCAUCAGGGGCUCUUAGAAAACAAAAAACUGAGGGUGGGAAUUCAUCUCCCCCAUCUGAAAACUCUGUUUACUUAGCGAUUCCUAAGCCAGUGUAUGUGCAUAACCCCUGCUGUAACGAACUGGGUUGUGUGAUAGGACAUCGAUACAGUGUGGAUCACGGCUCUCCGAGGAUACCGAGCGCUGUAUAUGAGCAUGAUUGGAUGCAAACCGAUACUCACUACACUGAGAGACCGCCCAUCCAGAGGAAAGCACAAGACAUGCUGUCGCAACAGAGAGGUUUACAGACUGAGCCCAGUGCAGAACCACUAAAGAGGAUGACUGUGGAGACAUACAGCCCCGGUAUAGCAAGGACUUUUCCUGGUAUGAUUGACCCAAAUUACAGCAGUUACCCCUGCACCCCGACUCGCACACUGUUUAGUUCUCCUAGUGAGAAGAGCCAGGCUUUACAGACUCCCCCCAGAGGCUACCCUAGCUUAUAUCCCUCCCAUCCCUUAUAUGAGCAUAUGACCUCAGAGGUUUAUCAGGAACAUUCUCCCAUGUCCAAAUAUGGCCAGCUAACACAGCACCCAAUGUUUUAUUACACCCAGGCAAAUGUGGAGGUAGAAAACAGGACCCAGUUUAAACCGAGAGAAGAUGUGCCUGUUAUUCUUAAACACACAAUCUCAAGCCCCCGGGAGCAUUACAUAGUGCCUCAGCAGUUUCAUGGUGAAAUUCCUAUGCCAGGCCCUGAAAUGUUGUCAAAUCAUGCCUUGAUGCGGGGUUUUGACUAUCCAUGUUAUGCAGUUCCCAGAUUUCAUUUAAAUGCAAGCCAAAUCAGAGCCCCCAUAAAAAGGCAACAUGCAUCGCCUAGCUUUCACCCUACUCACAUAACUGUUUCCCCAUCCAGCCAAUACAUGGAGCACCCCAUGGUGUCUGCAGCCAACCUACACAAGGACAAACCCAACGCUAGCCUGCAUGUUGGCCAACCACACACCAACUCACCAUUCCUACGCGUGGACCAAACCAGUCCUAACAGACGUGUGAGCCAACCCGGUGUCUCACCAUCCAGCAUACAGACUAACAGAUUUUAUCCCCCACUCUCCAGCCUGCAUGUUGACCGACCCGUCUUUCCACCAACUAGCUUGAGCAUGGACAGAAUCCUGGACUAUUCCUCCUGUAAUGCCCAGGUUAUGAGCCCGAAAAAGCCCCAAAACCUUCCUGUUUCCCCAGCUGCAUGGCUGCCCCGGUCACCGCAUCCUAGUUCAGAUCGAGUCCACGCAGCUGUACCUAACUGUGCAAAUGUCCGAAAAAUAAUUUAUUCCCCUGCUGUUGCACCAGGAAAUAAACACAAUGGUCCUGUGUCCAGCUCUGGCACUGCUGUUCUGAAGGGGUGCCUGAAGAGAAGUGUUUAUCACUCAUCUUCACCCAUCAAAAUAAAAGAAGAGGAUAGGGAUUUAUGUGAGGUGGAACUCGUUAAGAAACGACAAAGGGUGGAAAUGAAGACUGGAGAGGUAGAAAAUGAAACAGAAUCCCCUCCUAUGCCAGUUAUUGGCAAUGUCUUCAGUCUGGCACCUUAUCAAGCAUACCUGCAGGCAUCUGGAGUGUUAUUCCCAGGAAGAAUCGUCCAGUCAGCUGAGCAGCAUGAAGUCAAAACCAAGCAAGGCAUCAGAGCAAAAAGGCCAGAUCAAGAUAAACAGCAGCCUGUUGUCUGUCUGGUUUCCAAAACGACGUGUGCAGAUACUCCAACAGAGAAGGCUGCUGCUGAGCUCUUGGAACCCAAAAAUAUUAAAGGUGAAAAAGUAGAUCCAACAGACCCUGAUGACUCCGCAAAGACUCCUGUUAAUGAGACGGACUGCAACAAAAUCAAAAUCAAAAAAGAACCCGAAGAGACUGGUUCAUUCAACAGUGAACCCAUGUUGGUGAUAAAGAAAUGUGAACCGGAUGAACUUGAAAGUAAACCCUCAUUAGCAGAUGAAAAUGAGACCAAAACUGGCGAGGUGACUGCACAGGUGAACUCGUCUUCUCGGGCCGAUAUAUGCACAUUGCAUAAACAGGAGGUCGCCCUGCCACCCAAAUCCAUUACUCCACCGCAACCACCUGAGAGCAAACUCAAUUUUAAAAACAUUCCUCCCCAGUGUCUGAAACUGUCCACUUACAAUUUAAUUUUUUGUGAUACGAAGAAUUCUUGCCCAGCUCCACCCCCAGAGAGGCCACCUGCGCAGCCAAUAUCUGAAUUGAUAACAAAACUAGAAGUCCAAAUGCCAGUCCGCAAGCACUUCCUUGAGAUGCACCAAUCACUCUGCAAGCUAGUAUCCAACUCUGUGUUGGCCUCUUCAGAGCAGGAACUCAGAACCUGGUUGUCUCAGUUGGAACUGACUGAACCAGCAUCUCCUUCAACCAAAGUCCAGAAAGUGUCUUGUUUGUUGGGGGUAAAGGCCAGAGAGGCGUGGCUCAAUGAGGAGAUGAAGUCAGCGCUCAGUACGGUCCUGGAGAGGUUGAGAGAGUACACCGCCCAGGAACGCUGUCCCUUUCCACACGUCAUGCGGACGGGGGCAGCGUUCCUCCCCAUGUUGGUGGUGAAGGAGCUGCUGUUUCCGAUGGUCCAGGGCAGCUUCGUCGACCAGGUCCUGCAGGAGCACAGGGUGGAGCUGCGUCCCACCACGCUCUCCGAAGAAAAGCUCCUAAUCCAGUUUCAUAAAAGAGCCUGUUCGUCCAGGCUCAGAAGACUGAUGUCCCUCAAACACCUGCCCGACAUCUACGCUGACGUGGUCAACCUUUUGUAUCACACCUGUGUCUGCAAACAUCUGGAAUCAACCUCACCUGAUGUCCAAAAGAGAGUCCAGGAUUAGAUAUGGAUGAUCCUCCUGACAGAGAAAACGAUGAAGGUUGUGAGGAGACUAUCAGCUGCAGGAGUCCUGUAUUUUCAGAC
This is a messenger RNA of Anoplopoma fimbria (sablefish), 3481 nucleotides long. It is a transcript of the gene prmt2ip, whose product is annotated as chromosome 19 C15orf39 homolog. The transcript is spliced from 4 exons. The record is from RefSeq and is a predicted model, not a curated record. Lineage: Eukaryota; Metazoa; Chordata; Actinopteri; Perciformes; Anoplopomatidae. The coding region runs from base 159 to 3401 and encodes 1080 amino acids.